GCCUCGGUGGGGGCUCUCGUUCAGGCUGGGGCCCCAAAAGUUUCGCGGUGAAAGUUUGAGCGCCGGCGCCUCCCGGGAGCGGCGGGCAGAGGAGGAAGAAAGUCCACCUGCAACCCUGCCAGAAGAUUAAAAGCUACCAAGUUGCCUUCCUGUUAGCUCCAACUCCCCAAAAUACAGGUGACUUCCGUGGGGACUGCUUGCUGACUUCUAGCAGUGCUGCAGGCAGAUGCUGUCGAUGUCAUUCUACAUGAACAACACAGCUUUUGUCUGGGGGAAAACAGAAGAGGUUGGUGUCUCAGGGGAAGAUGCUGAAGAAGAUGCAGGCACGCUGAAGAUUUCCGGGAAGUGAGCCAUGUGUCCCUCUGAAAGCUGAAAAGUAACUCCCUGCUAGGGUCAUGAAUCUAAGACAAGUUUUUGUGUCUGUACUGAUGUUUGGAGUAGCUGGUCUACUCCUCUUCGUGUAUCUGCAAGUUUGGAUUGAAGAACAACAUACAGAGUCUGGAGAAAAACUGCAACAACAGAUAAUUAAUCAGGAUUUCACAUUCCCCGCUCUGGUGAUGCCGAGAGGAGCAGUGUGGAGCAGGAGCACUCCUUCUGACCUCAGUAAACAUGAGAUGGCCAUCGUGGGCAGCAGGCACUGGCAAGGCAAGGCUGACCUGUUUGGUGUGGUGCCUGCCUCCUUGGUGAGCCAACUCUCUGACCAGCAGAAGAUAAGUGGGUCACCUCUCAGCUGGCUCAGAGGGGUGUAUUUACCUCCUGCACUACACCCUUUAAACAAGACGUUAGUCAAGGAUGGCAAAUGGAAGGAUGUGGAUAGCACCCAGGAAAAGCGCAGGUACUUCCUGCAUGACUUCUGUAAGAAAUACAACAGCAGAAAGAAGCUUCAAACCCACCUUGUGCACCUGGUGUCAAGAAUUUACGUGGAGGACAGGCACAAGGUCCUAUACUGUGAAGUGCCUAAAGCAGGCUGCUCCAAUUGGAAAAGAGUCCUCAUGGUGCUCAGUGGACUCGCCACUUCAGUACACAACAUCUCCCAUGACGAUGUGCACUAUGGAAAGCAUCUAAGGAAACUAGACAGUUAUGACCUAAAAGGGAUAUACACACGCUUGAAUACAUACACCAAGGCUAUAUUUGUACGUGAUCCUAUGGAAAGAUUGGUAUCCGCCUUCAGGGAUAAAUUUGAACACCCAAACAGCUAUUACCACCCAGUAUUUGGUAAGGCAAUAAUUAAGAAGUAUAGACAUAAUGCAAAUGAAGAGGCAUUGAAAACAGGAUCGGGAGUUAAGUUCAAGGAAUUUAUCCAAUAUUUGUUAGAUUCCCAUCGCCCAGUAGGAAUGGACAUUCAUUGGGAGCAAGUCAGUAAGCUUUGCUAUCCCUGCCUCAUCAACUAUGAUUUUAUAGGAAAGUUUGAAACCCUGGAAGAAGAUGCCAAUUACUUUUUGCAGCUGGUUGGUGCUCCAGCAGAGCUGAAGUUUCCUAAAUUCAAAGACAGACAUGCCUCUGAUGAGAGAACAAGUGCAGAAGUAGUGAGGCAAUACUUGAAAGAAUUGUCUAAGGAGGAAAGACAGCUGAUCUACGACUUCUAUUACUUGGAUUACUUAAUGUUCAAUUAUACAUCACCAACUGUAUAGCACCAGAAUAGCUUCAGGCUUCUGUUAGAUAUUUAUCAUUUUGGUAUUCAAAACAACUACUUUGAUAUUAGCCCUGAAAGGAAACGAAGUUGCUGCUAAGUGGAGUUUUCUUGACUUAGUGGGGCUUUUAUAAGUUAGAGUGAUAUCAAUUGACAUUAAAUUAUAGGAGAAUGCACAAAAAAGACCUGUAAACAGCAUAAAUUGCACUAAAAUGCCUGAAAAAGCUACUUUUACCAUAAUGGAUUAUACUGUGGAAGCGGUAGUGCAGCCAGCUGUUGCAUUAGCUUACCUAAUGUUCUUUUAAUGGUUUAAGAAAAAAAAUUAUUCAGAGAAGCAUGAUUCUUUUUGUGUGUGUGCCUGCUUUAGAAAUUGUUUUCAAAACUAUUUUUGAAUGUAUUUUUUACUUUCUGUCACUUACUAGUAAAGAAGCAUUGGCUAAUUUUCUAAAAUGUUUGCAGUGUUCUCAGUUGCAAGGUUUGGUUGUUUUGAUUUCCAUUAGACUGUAGCUGGUUUUAGACCUGAUUGUUUUUCAUUGAAGGAUGCUCUUGAAUACAAAUGCAUAAAACUAAAAAUAACAUGGCAGCUCAACUGCUGAGCAGAGUAAAUCUUUGUAAGCCUUGAUCUUAAGUCCCUGUCCACAGCCGCAUUUUGAUUGAUGCACUAGAGAUGACAAGUAUGACCUUCCUUUCAGAGAACUGCCACAUACAUUAAAAUUAACAUUUUAAUUUGCAGGAGAGUCUACCAUAUGUUGCAUGUGUUCCAUGGUCCCAGUAUUCAACAUAGUCUUAAUCUUUGGUGAUAGGGCAAAGUGUUGGGGUGGUCACUAUGGGACAUUAUAAUGUCUGUAUUAAGAAGCAACUUCAUUGUAGCUGGUGUGACCACUCUUGGUCUGCCAGUGUCCUACCAUCAUCCCACCUCCCAUGGUCUGUUACAUGGAAGGUGUAUGACCAUUGCCUUGCAAACCCAUCAACUGGUUUUGCUCCCAAAGCUCACUGAAGUCACCGGUUUUGGUGUCCUUCCUGCCUUGUCAGCAACCAGCAAACCCCAGGGUGGAGUGGAUACUGCAGUAUGUGGUGGGAUAGGUACUGGCGUUUCGUGCAAGAGGCAGUUAUGUCCAGAGUCCCACAGUCUUGGCUAUAACAGGGAAAGGUACCUUCCCUCUUCCCUUUCCUCCCCUUAACUGCUAUCAGACCGAUGCAUGUGGUCAUUCCUGAAAC
Neopsephotus bourkii (Bourke's parrot) is the source of this 2848-nucleotide messenger RNA. RefSeq names its product carbohydrate sulfotransferase 9 (gene CHST9). The record is from RefSeq and is a predicted model, not a curated record. The transcript has 6 exons. The coding region runs from base 396 to 1631 and encodes 411 amino acids. NCBI's taxonomy places the organism in Eukaryota, Metazoa, Chordata, Aves, Psittaciformes, Psittacidae. Gene Ontology annotation, molecular function: sulfotransferase activity. Gene Ontology annotation, biological process: proteoglycan biosynthetic process; carbohydrate biosynthetic process. Gene Ontology annotation, cellular component: membrane.